AGGGGCGGGGGCCGGGCGGAGUCUGAAAACGGCACUUUCGGUCUUCAUAAGGGCUCGGAGGAGGGGGUGCGCUCGGCCUGCCAGUGGAAGGAGUUGCCGCGCGCGCGAGAGGGUCUGGACCCCGCAGUCUCCCGGGCGCCCGCUGGGUUGCGUCUGCGCCCCUCUUUCCCCGCUCGGCCCUGUCCCCCCGCUUGGGCUCACACCUGCUUCCCCCACCUCCACCUCAGAAGCCACGGCUCAGCCCGCCGGCAACUUGCGGUCCGUAGUCCAGUGCGGACACGAGGCGGUGAGCCGUGUCCAUCCCGGAUCCGAGGGCCUCCGCCAGAUCAAGUCCCUUAACCUCGUGCCGAGCCCGGGAAAGCGAAGAGGAAAUUUACGGACUCUAGGACCCCAAGGUACCUGCCAGGAGGGACUCCGCCAGAUCACGUCCCAUAACCUCGUGCCGAGCCCGGGAAAGCGAAGAGGAAAUUUACGGACUCUGGGACCCCAAGUGCCAGCAGAAGUUAUUGUCGUUCAUUUGUUGACACAGAUAUUACAGCAGGUCUGAUUCUGGUGCACAUCAUGUCCAGUUUUGAAGAUGCUGACACAGAAGAGACAUUAACUUGUCUCCAGAUGACUGUUUACCAUCCAGGCCACCAGCAAAAUGGAAUAUUCCAAUCAAGAAGGUUUUUUAGCCGAGAGAAACUCCCUUCCAGCGAAGUGGUAAAAUUUGGCCGAAAUUCCAUCUGUCAGUAUACCUUUCAGGACAAACAUGCUUCUCGAGUUCAGUUUUCUCUGCACCUAUUUAAAAAGUUUGAUAGCUCAGUUCUCUCUUUUGAGAUUAAAAAUAUGAGUAAGAAGACCAGUCUGAUUGUGGACAACCAGGAAUUGGGCUACCUAAAUAAAAUGGACCUGCCCCCUAAGUGCAUGGUUAGGUUUGGUGACUAUCAGUUCCUGAUAGAGAAGGAAGAUGGAGAGUCAUUAGAAUUCUUUGAGAUUCAGUUUAUUUUAUCUACAAGAUCGCUCUUGCAAGAAAACAACUGGCUACCACAGAAGCCCAUACCUGAGUGUGGCAACUAUUUAUCCUGUUCCACCCAAGGCAAUUCUCCUAUAGAAAUGGGUGAAAAUGAAUGGUGACCACAGAGGGCUAAGAGAAUCAUGAAGGACCAACUCUGUAGACACUCUACAGACAAUCCACUUAUUAAAAGAGUUUCUGAGUGCGGUAUAUUACUGUCAUUUGCUGUGUUGCCAACUUUGAGAUCUGGUGUUAUGUGAAGUCUGUAAAUUGCGUUAGUCAUUGAUUUAGUCACCUGCUGCAUUGCUGGAUAUAUGAAGAAAUUACUAUAAUUGUGUAUCUGUGAGCAUUAAUGUAUGAAAAGCAACCUUCAUGAUGAAGGAAUAGUGUUCUCAAAAUAAGGUUAUUUUCUUUUUAUGCCCAAUUUUGGUCCCAUGUUUUAUACUGCUUCACUUUGAUUUAUAAGUUACCAUCUCUUGGUUUGGUCAUAUUAUUUCACAGCAGCCAUUUGUUCCUAGGUCAAGGUUACAAGCAUGUUAUUACAGGUGAGGUAACUUGUUGUUACUUGUCAUACCAGAGUACUGGAACAAAAAGCAUAAUGUGUUUUGGUGUCUGUGUGUCAUUGUGGUUUUAUAGUAAGACUUCUUUGUGCAAUAAUACCUUAAUUUUUGUUUUUUUCUCUAUAGAAUUAGUGUUUAUUCCCAAGAAUAGUUUUCCUUUUCUAUAUUCAGCAUCUAAAACCAAUACUUUAAACAUUGUUAAUAAACUAUGAUGUUAAAUUUAAAAUUUUCAUAUUUCUUACCAGUUUUUUAUUGUACUACAUAUUUUUAAAUUCCAUGAAUUCAAAUUUGAAUAGAUCCAUGUACACAAUAGAGUCAAAGUUUAAUUCUCUAACCAUUUUCUCUGAAACUCUUUCAGAGGUUGUGGCUGGAUUCAGAAACAUCCACUGAUGCCCUUGAGACACAUUCUUCAUUUGUUCUUCACUCCACAUGGUGGCAUAAGUUGUACAUGUUAUUGAUCAGCCAAAGAAAACCUUAUUUCUCAAUUCCAGUGCAAGGGGAGGCUCAGCUUGAGUCAGGUGCCCACCCUUCCCCCAGUCAGCUCUCCGCAAUGAAUGUUAAAUGAUGGCUGCUGAACUCGGUGACCCUGUGGAUAGGAUAAAGCAUUUUCUCAAAAGAAUGGCCACAGUGGAGUGGGACUGAGGGCAAACAAAACAUUGGUGUUUGAUACAAAGCACCACGGCUGAGUUGUGAACCUUUCAAUUCACCUCUUUCGGACUCAUCUGUGCCAUGAAAUUGAUUUGGGGUGGAGGUGGGGCUCUUUAAGUAGAUGCAUGUAUUAAUUGGUGCUAGUGUUAGUCAUAGUUUUUCUCUCUCUAGCUCUCUCACUUUUUUUUUUUUUUUUUUUUUUUACGCCACACUUGUGGCCAGAGGAAGUUCCUGGGCCAGGGAUUAAUCCCUGCUGCACAGCAGCGACCGGAGCCAUUGCAGUGACAACACUGGAUCCUUAACCUGCUCUGCCACAAGAUAACUCCCUAGUCAGUCUCUUCUUGACCCUGCGACCUGGUGACAAGGGGGUGCUUUCCAAUGGUGGAAUCUCAUAUGCCAUAUGACCAUAUCCUAGGAGAUUGUGUCCCUACUAUCUACUGCACUGACUUAGCUAAAGAAGCAUUACUUUUAGGCACUAACAUGAGGGUAGUAUUUGUUUUAAUAUGCUUUGAAGAAAGAUUGGCUAUAAUCUUACUACCAGGAGAUAACAAUUAUUAAUAUUUUUUGUGUUAUGUAUUUGGUAGCUGCUUCCAUGUUAUCUCAUGGCUCUUUUUACUUUUUCAGUUCUGACACUUAUUUCCUUAUAAUGACUGUUAUCCAAGCAACCAUUUUCAAGUGUAGUUUCAACCUGCUUUACUAAUUCUGUUCUUUUUGUCUUCACAGCAGAUUUUAAAAAAUAAUCAUUUUAUAAGUCAGGAGUCAAAAUUAUUGCAUGUUUGUGGAAUAAAACUAGUAACAAAUAACUUACUAUUUUUAAAUGUAAAAAUGUGUUUAUUCACAAUCUUUGAGAACCAUUCCUUCAAAAAGUUCUUUAUGAACAAAAUGCCAAGAAAAAUUACAAUAGUAGCUUAUGCCAAACCAAAAAUAUACAUCUGAUGUAUAUAAACUUUAAAAAGCAUAACACAGGCAAUGUGAAUAUAGAUUCUUUAAAAUAUUUCCAAUGACAUAGCUACAACUUAAAUUAAGAUAGACAUAAAUAACAGCGUUACCUAAUAUAUUUACAUAUUUAAAGUGUCAUUUAUUUCUAUCAGAUAAAAAAGGAGACAAAACUACAGAUGUCAUUGCCUAGCAAUUCAAAUAUUGAAAGGGCCACAUGAUUUUUUUUUUUUAAAGUACAGCAAAAACUUUAACUUACUAUUUAUAUCUGGACCUUCCUAUAUUUUUGAGAACAUGCACUAGAAAAAGAAAAACACUAAGGAAAAAUGGAAAAAGUUUGCUUGCUAAAAUCAUAUUCAAUCCUCAGCAAAAUCAAGACAAGCAAUUAGGGAGUGUCUUAUAUCCUUGGCCUUUUAGGUUGAUACAUAAACUUUAGAGGAAAGAUAAUUGUGUAUCAUAAAAUGCAAUUACAUAUAUUGAGUUACUUAAUUAUAUCCCAUUAAAGUACCUCGUUUUACAAGGCAAAGGAAAGCUUAAUAAAAUCAAUGGAUCCUUUCAUACCAGAAUGGAUUUUAUUUUUAUAUACUUUAAAAUACCCGUAUUACAUAUUUUAGGUUUUCCUUCCUUAAUAAAUCGUGCACAGAGCAUAUGUUCUGUGUGAAAUCUUUCCAAGGCCAUUCAUUGGAAAUAUAGAAUUUUUAAAAAUGACACCUAGAAAUUUAACAUAUCAGUUAACUUAAAGUCCAUAUUCAUUUAUAAUGGCAUGUAAAAGGAUGUGAAAAACCUAAGUAUAUAUAUUUUCUUAAAUAUUAAACUUCUGGUUACCAACUUUAAGAGUCCAAACUUUGAAAGCUUAUUUUAACAUAACAUACCCUUUUUCAGAGUCAGCAUUAUUAUACCAGGAUAUGCAGUAAGUGUAGAAAGAAACUGGUAUUGCAGCUUUCCUUAGGAUCAUCUACUCAAAUUAAUUGUGCUUACUAUUAGAUAAUAAAAUUUAAAUAAGUCAUAGGAAUAAAUAAUGCUGGAAAAGGGAACACUGUGCUAAAUUUGAAUCUGGCAGUCCUUCUUCAUGCUCCCUUCACAUCUGCUGAGAAGUAACACAAAAUGCCUUGGUAUUUCCACAGCUACUGAAAGAGGGCUAAGAAAGCAUUCAAAGUGAAAUAAAACUAUUUUAAAAAGUGAAAAUCUACAAAUAGUAAAUAGUGCUAUAAAGAAAAGAGUGUAAUAACAUGACAGAAACAUUGUUUUUGAAAAGCAGAAGGCAGAUGAUGAAAUUGCACUUAAUUCUGAAGCAAUUCAGAUACAGCCUAUCAUUUCUAUUCCUUUCUAAGAAGCAUUUACAACACGGUUUCUUACCUCCCCCCUUACAAAAAGGCUCAGCACAACUAUUUAUACAUUCUAGUUGGUUUUUAACAUUUGGUGAUAACUGAUAAACAAGUUCGUACAAUUUUACCCUAUCGUUUUUGUUGAUCUGUGUCAUAUUGCUUUAGGCCAGAAUCAGACAGUUCUAACACAGGAUUUACAAAUCCCGAAUACUCGGAAUUGCCAUUAUCAUCCAUUUCGGCACUAACAAAGUCAUUUUCCCACUCCAGCCCAUUGGAAUCAUCAGAGGCUGACGUAGGAUUACUUCCAGUCUUCUUGCUGCUGUACUUAAGUGCUGCCCGGAGAAUGUCUUCCUCUGUUUUGGACCGUUCUCUCAUGGGUAGCAUUCUAUUCAUUCCUAUUAUUUGGGCAGAAUCAUUAGAAAUCUCAGUGAAGAUUAAAAAACUAUGUUAAAAAGACUUAAAUAUCAGACUUGACUUGUGAAUUAACUUUGAGCCAGUCCUAUGUAGGUCUUUUUAAGGGAAAUGUAAGGACCUAAUCUGAGAGUGAAUAUUACUCACCAAAGGACAGUUUUGAUGCAACACUGAUCAUCUAAUAAGGUGAAAUUUCUAAAGAGCCAUAAAUAAAGCAGAAUGGAUGGCAGACUUCAACUGCUAGUAGUCUUCUAUGGCCAAAUCAGAGUGUCUGCCAAAGUCCUUUCUACCUAGAUGACAACUUCAUUUCCCAGAGAUAAUACCUCUAAUGACAACAAUACAAUAUAUGUAUUUCUAGCACUUACUAGGUUCUAGUUAACACUGUUUGCACUUGACAGAUAUUAACUGAUAUGAUGCUCAACAGCUCUAUGAAAUUAUAGGACUAAAGAUAUAGUAAAGUACUACCACUAUCCCCCAUCCUGCAGUUGAGGAAACAAGAGCAGAAAGAGGAAGAAAUCUGCCCAAGGUCACACAGCUCUAGCUAACAUAACAGAGUAGAGACAGAGAUGUUUCUAGGGAAAACUGUUCUAGAUCUAAUAAAAGAAGUUAGUAAAGUGAAAGUGUCAAAAACCUUGGAAGAAAAAGACUUCAUUUUGGCAGGAGGGAGGAUAGAAAAGAAAUGUGAAUUUGCAAGUGCAGAAUCAACACUAGUAACAAUUAAAAUCUAGGAAAAGAGAUUAUAAGAGAAUAUCCCUACACACACUGAAUAAUUUUGUUUUCUGAGCUUAAAGAAUCAGAUCCUACAAUAAUAAUGGAAAGUUAAAUCUAUCACUGUUGUCUAUUACUCCCCCAAAAUUGCAAACUCAAUCUAGCAAAGCAAGUCAUCCUUAUACAUGCAAUAAAAAUAUGAGCUGGAUACUGAUACAGUUUUAUGGAUCUGUAUUUAAUUGAAUAAAACACUGUAAAGGAAGCUGGAUUGUACAUUACAUGGUUUCUAAUGGGCUCUGUCCUCUACUGAGUCUAGUUUAAAAAUUCUGUUAUAAUGACCUGAAUAAUAACCUAAAAAGUCAUGUUAGGUACAAAUCUGAUUAACGUACAGCAAGGAUGACCGAAUCAGAAAUUAAAAGACCUAAAAAGCUUUAGAUCAAAUUGAACCAGAUGCUAAAAUAAAAAUAAAUUUUAAAAUCUGCUGAUUGGGCUCAAAACAAUAACAAAACUAUAGAAUUGGGGAACAGUGUUUAGCCAAGAAGACUUAAGUAAAUUAAUGCAACUUUGGUCAAGUUAUUCAAGUCCUCUGUGUAUUAGUUUCUUUGUUGAUAAAACAAAUGGCUUAACUAAAGGAUAUGUAAGGCCUAUUCCAUCACAAAAUUCUAUGAAAUAUUUAAUGCUUACUAUUUUUCUUAAAGUCCUAUAUUCUAUAAUCAGUUCUUCCCUUUUAGAUUACUUAGUUCUUAAAACGAAAAUAAAGACUUGGGCCUUAUUCAAUGAAAAAGCCUUAAAAAAAAAUCCAUAUUUAAGCCAAAAUUUGAGUACAUGCCAUGGGUGCCACACUGUUGUACUGGGUAUUUUUAUAUAAAUUUUACUUAAUCCCCAUAAUAUUUAAAAUCUCACUUGUUUCAAAUAUUUAUUGACUGCCUAUUACAUGCCAAGAAGCAUUUUUAGAUCCCCAGUAUAUAACAGUGACUCUUUAAAGUAAGUUUAUAGUCCCUUUUUAUGAUGAACAAACUGCAGCUUAGAGAGAUUAAGAAACCUAUCUAAAGUACUAUAGCUAGAAAAACAUACCAGCUAAAAUCAAACUCAUGUCUGUAAUGGUUUUUGUAUUACCAAAAAAACUAACAAAUCACUUAUUUAUUAUGAACCUUUAUAUAUGAACCAAAAGUUAAUUAAAUUUUGAAGUUAGGUUGCCCACAAGGGGGCAGUAAUUCUUCUUGAGUAAAAUGGGUUGGAUUACAAAAAUCUCAAAAUGAUAAAUAACAUUUUUUUCUAAAUCUCAAGAAACAUUAAGAAUUAAGCAACUUUCUAAACAAUUUAUCAACAAAUAGAAAUCACUAAUACAGUAAGAGUCUAAGAAAUUUUUUACACUGAUUUUUCAAGGUCUUGCAUUCAUGUCAGUUCAAAUAAGGUAAAAUAUAAGGUAGAUUUCUAUAAAUUAACAUAAAUUAAAAUAAAAAUUUUGGGGUAAAACUGUGAAUAUAAAAUACCUUCUUCAUCUUCCCAUUCUAGAUCUAAAGAUGUACUGUCAUCAUUUCCACUAGUUGAUUUAGUUUUGGUCAUUAAAUCACAACUGCUUUCUGUAUUUGGUGUCAAAACUGUGGCAUCUGAUGAGAGUCCUAGAAUGCACAUCAAAUACAAUUAAAUGUGGUCAUCUAUACUCCUUAACUACAACCAUUUAUUUUGAAAUAAUUAUCUCCUUUCAAAUAGUCCUACUCCUUUUACCAUCAUAAGAAACAAUUUUGAUAUCAUUAUAUCAGCAUGUUUCUGUUACAAACAGUAUAAAGGGCUUUUUCUCCUUUCUUGGUACUUUUUUUCUCAAAUUUAAAUUAAUUAUGAACUCUUCAAAUAUGAUGAACUCUAAGUAAUAUUUUAACAGUUAAUUACAAAAAGAGGCAAAAACAAAUAAAAAAAUGAUAAAUGAAAAGCAGUCUAUAUUUUCAAAAGGAACCACUAUUAUGUUCACAUUCCUGGGGAGCAUAGGAGUUCUGACUUUUGAAACUUGGGGAAACAAUUUUAAUUUUAUAAAUCAAUUUGUAAUAAGUAAGAUAAGUACACUUUCCUGUACUUACCCCACUCUUCUGGGAGGAGAAGAGGUAAGAUCAGAGUAGAAAUGGAAAAAGGAAUGCUUGACUCCCUAUACAGAACUAUAGAAACAGCCUGAGAUUUUUCUUUGCUCUCUUUUUAAAAGAAGGAAAGUGAGGAGUUCCCUGGUGGCUCAGCAGGUUAAGGAUCUGGUGUUGCCACUGCUGCCACUCAGGUCACCAUGUGGCGUGGGUUUGAUCCCCACCCUGGGAACCUCUGCUGCCAUGGGCAUGGCCAAAAAUAAAAAAUAAAAAAAGGAAAGAGAAAAUUGUACAAUUAAGGACAAGUUAACUGACCUAUCUGGGCAACACAAACUGAAGAGUGAAGUUCUAGAAAACCAGAGCGAGGAUCUCUAUCUGUUUAAUGUGGCAUAAAGUAACCUUAAAAUAUAUGCAGAUAUUUUAAGAGACUUACUACUACUUCGGAAAACUUCAUAUUGUGACUUUAUAUUUCUCAAACAAGAUUCAAAGUCAUCUUCUGGUCCUGAACUGUAAUAAAAGUGAAUUUUAAAAAAUAUAUUCAUAAUAGAUACAACAUAAUGCAUGCUUAAGUUAAUAGUGGCACUUUGAAGAUCUAUCCCACACCAAUUCAUAAUUACUGUAAAAUUAAAAUAACCUAAUCAAACAGGUCUUAAUCUUCUCAAUGCCAGCAAUAAACUGAAAAUUAAGAUUUUGGUUAAUGUGGAAGUCAAAAUUCAAAGCUUAGCCCAAAGUCUAACUUUAUAAUUUCUAAUAAUGAAGUAUGAACACGGUUCUCUGAAUGAGUAGAAAACACUCUUGGAAAUGUGACACUGAAAUGUGUCUUUUAAAAAAUGAUCACACAUAAACUCUAUUUUAAGAAAAGAAAGGGGCUAAGGAAAACUUAAAACAACCAAGGCAUAUACAAUUUAUCCAAAGGCAUGUGGUGUGCUAUUUCAUAUUCUAUGUUAAAGAUGUGACCACUCUUAAGAAUGCAAUAAAGUCAAUUUAAAUACAUGGUCAGUUUCCAACAUAAAGAAAGCAAAUGUUCUUAGUGUUCUUACAAGACAGUGUCUUCAAGAAGCAAUAAUUUUUGGAGUUCCUGUUGUGGCUCAGUGGAAAUGAACCCAACUAGUAUCCAUGAAGAUGUGGAUUUGAUCCCUGGCCUUGCUCAGUGGGUUACGGUUCUGGCAUUGCUGCGAGCUGUUGGUGUAGGUCGUUGGGGACCCUGCUUGGAUCUGGCAUUGCUGUGGCUGUGGCAUAGGCCAGCAGCUGCAACUCCGAUUCAGCCCCUAGACUGGGAGCAUCCAUAUGCCACAGGGGUAACCACAAAAAGCUAAAUUAAAAAUAAAUAAAUAAAAGAAGCAAUAAUUUUUUUACAGAAUACACACACAUGAACAUGUAUACAAACUUUUGGAGGUGAACUGUGUUCUCUUCGGAAAUGACACUUCUACCACAAAGGGAAGAAGUAUGUUUCACUAUUUACCUUUGAUAUUCUCCAUUGUUUGAAGGAUGGUAUCGCUGCACAACUCUCUGUCUUUCUUGCUUUGGAAACAUAAUGCAAUACAAAAUCACUCUGUUAUAAAAUUAUACUUUUAAAAACCAUUCAUACAAUACCAAAAAGUCUUUUUUUCCUAGUAUUUUUUUGGGGAAAAAAACCCACAAAAAGUUAUUCUAUUGAUGUCUUUUUCUUUAAACUCACCAUUGUUCACAUUUAUAUCCUGUUAUUUAUGGGUAGAAUUUUUCUCAUUUUUUUUCAGUAUAUAAUCCUUAAGUGGUUAAAAUAUUCAGCGUUAUUAAAAAUAGCUUUUAAAAUAUAUACGGUGUUAUUUCCUUAUUACACCUAAGAACUUCUAAUAACUGGACAGAUGCGGGUCAAGGAAGGAAUGGUUAAAACUGUAUAUGCAGUUCUUUUCUGGGUGAAAUAAAUAGUAAUAAAACAGAAGAUCUAAAAGACCUGGCUGAGUUGACUUAGAAAUAAUUAAAACAAAGGAUUCAGAAGACUUAUUAGAGUUGUAGCUCUGACAGUUAUUAGCUGUGUCCCCCUCAGAUCCUUUACUUUCUAUUUCUUCCUGUGUAAAUUACAGAUGGCUGUAAUAUUGCCCUAGCAAACACAUAGGCCUACUGUGAAAAUCAAAUGAAUUUGCAUGUAUCUGUGCAUCUUUGUGUGUUAGUAUAUGUUGUAUAGACUGCUCUCUGUUCCUGUAUCAGUAUUUAGUCAGGAAUGAAAAAACUCAAAUAGAGUACGCAUAUGGAAUGUUUUUAGUCUUUAAAAGGCAAGCACUAGAGAAUUUACUAUAGUGAAAAGAGUUGUCUAAAUUAUAACCAGAAAAAUUUUAUUUUUCAGUAGGUGAGUUAACUUUUAUAUCUCCCCACUCCUUAGACCUUACUAAAAAAUACUUUUUUACUGAAAGAUUUAAUUCACAUCUUUCUUAAAUAUGGCAAUAGUUUUUUUUUUGUUUGUUUUGAACAUAAUACAACUGUAGGUUUAGUAGGAGAAAAAAUUUAGUAGAAAAAAAUCAAUUUCGUAAGGCUGAUCAUCUCAUAGAUAAAAUGAAAGUUAGAUUGCAUGUAGACGACAGACUUGAGUAUUUCACAGAUAUGAGUAGACUGAUACACAUUACCUUUCUGAGCCUUGCCAAAUGAAUUCACAUAUGAUUUCCAUUUAUAAUUUUGAAAUAUGCUAAGAUAAAUACUGAAAUAAAAUUGCUAGUGUCUAAAAAAUUAAUUAAAAAGAUACUUCGUAUAAUCUAAUCUGCUGAAACACCAAAAAAAAAAAAAAAAAGCAAGAGAUAUACAG
Sus scrofa (pig) is the source of this 10427-nucleotide messenger RNA. RefSeq names its product TRAF interacting protein with forkhead associated domain (gene TIFA). The record is from RefSeq and is a predicted model, not a curated record. Gene Ontology annotation, molecular function: protein binding. Gene Ontology annotation, cellular component: cytoplasm. Gene Ontology annotation, biological process: innate immune response; positive regulation of canonical NF-kappaB signal transduction; cytoplasmic pattern recognition receptor signaling pathway. NCBI's taxonomy places the organism in Eukaryota, Metazoa, Chordata, Mammalia, Artiodactyla, Suidae.